UCUCGAGAAGAAACCGAAUAAAGAGCUUGAUUAAAGGUGUGCGUUACAAUGGCGGGGUACGUCCUCGUGGUCGUGUUCGUUCGAUGGUUAAGGCAGAUAGAUGCCAAGAGUAAUAUAGAGCUCCACUAAAAGGUGAGGCGAGCGAACUCCGAGACUCCCACCCGACAUACUACACACAAAGAAGAAGAAAAGGAGGAGUGAGAUCUGAACCAUACAUGGCGGUGUCGUCCGAUUUGAAGUUCGUACUAUUGGAAAUACUACCGACGCCUGAACUGAUGGCGCAAGGACGGGAGCUCCGUAUCCAAAAUCACCUGGAGAUGGUUCACGAUUGCAUCUGGGCCCUCAAUGCGGUGAUCAUAGAUGCCCAGAUGCGAGCGUUGAAGGAGCCGGAAGUGGAGGAGUGGGUGAACGACGUCGGGAUAGCCGUCGCGGACGUUGAAGACCUGCUCCACAGCAUCCUAGGCUGGCAACCGAGGGGAGCGGCGGCAUCCAAUCUCUUGUCGUGCUCCUUCCCCAACGUCGACGGAGUAGCAUCUCGCCAUGCUAUUCUACUAGAGAUGGAGGAGAAGGCACGCAGGUUGAAUUACCUCGUGAGGAGAGGGUCUUCGCUAUGCCUUCGAAAGGAGAUGAUGGAUUCUACAUAUCCACGACGAGAAGAAGAAGAAGAAAAAGAAGAGUACUUCAAAAUCUUGAGAGAAGAGAUGGUGGGAAGAGACGACGAAGUAGAAAAAAUCAUAGAUAAAAUCGGUCGGAAGCGGCGACGACGAUCCAACUCUGUGCAUGAUGAUGAUGGGCUUUGGUACUUCCUCCUAUCCGGCCCAUUUUUGGUGGGGAAGACAUCCAUCGCUCGCAUGGUUUACCACCAUCCAUGGGUCAGCAAGCACUUUGAUCGUCGAGUCUGGAUUGAUGGGUCCAAAGUAUCUUCCUUCGACGCCAUGUGGGUCAUCAAAGAAUUUAUGAGAUCGAUUGCUGGGGAGCCAUGCGAGGACGUCUGGCUGUUUUAUGAUCGAUUCGGUGGAAGCCACAGAUACUUAAUCAUCCUAGAUGACUUCUUUAUUGGGUUGGAUGAGCAGGACAAGUUAUUUCAAUUGGAGCACUUUUUCCUUCUCAUGGGUAAACCGGGCAGCUUAGUGAUGCUCAUCGGUGAUUACAAUCUCGAUGAUAUAUUUUUUUUACGUUCACGACAUGCUUUCUUAAGACAAUCUGUUAAUACUAUAUCGGAAGACAAUUGGGUAAAAUUAUUCAUGAGACACGCACUGAGCCAUCCUGAUCAGGCCGGGGUAGUGGAGGAAUGGAUGCUAGUUUCAUUCGCCCGGAGACUUCAUCGUUAUUUCAGUUUGUAUCCUCUGUAUGCCAAGAUGUUGGGAUUGAUAUUUAGAUACACUGAGAUGAGUCGAUGGCAAGAAGAAAUAGAUGCUCUGUGUAGGACGGAGCAAAUAUAAUACAAUCAGCAUUUGAAUUUGAUGUUUCUAUAUUAUCUUUCUCCAAUAUUUGCACGACAAUGCCUGUAUCAGUUGUUGAUUCCACAGGAUUACAUCUCUGGCCACGUUGACUUGUUGCACGUGCUCGCUGCUGAAGGCAUUCCACGCAAAGAGAAGACAAAGCCUACAACAUCAAUAGAAUUGAUGAAAAGUGCCUCAGAGCGACCUAACUUGAGG
Molecule: messenger RNA, 1658 nt
Organism: Musa acuminata AAA Group (dessert banana)
Lineage: Eukaryota; Viridiplantae; Streptophyta; Magnoliopsida; Zingiberales; Musaceae
Product: disease resistance protein RGA2-like
Exons: 1
Coding region: 216-1442 (408 amino acids)
Biological process (GO): defense response to fungus
Source: RefSeq, a predicted model, not a curated record